Molecule: messenger RNA, 699 nt
Organism: Fusarium musae
Lineage: Eukaryota; Fungi; Ascomycota; Sordariomycetes; Hypocreales; Nectriaceae
Exons: 4
Coding region: 1-699 (232 amino acids)
Molecular function (GO): acyltransferase activity, transferring groups other than amino-acyl groups
Source: RefSeq, a predicted model, not a curated record
AUGCCGUCAGCAACUCGUCAAGAUCAGCUCGUGUUAGUCCCUUGGGACCCCAACUCCCCAGAGCAUGUCAACCGUAUUUAUUCACAGCGAGUUCAAUGCGGUUGGGAUAACCAUUUAGUUGAAGGAUGGAAAGAGAGGCAAGUCUCGGGCCGGAAGUCCAUUUUCUGGAUCACGCUGCGACCAGAUGACCCCGAAACUCGCGAAACACUCCAAUUACACUUAGAUGCGUACCCUGAAGACAAGGCACCAUUGCUUGAUACAGCCGAAAGCCUCAGAGCCAAACCCCGAAAGCCUACACAUACAAAGUUUUAUCCUGUGGGCCAUAUCUCACUUGAUGACAGAAACGAGAAAACAGGAAACUUUGUCCUUGAUCUUCCCACAGAAGGCGUCUACUGGAUCAAGACCUUCUACGUCUCAAAAGCACUUCGAAGCAAAGGCAUCGGGCGAGCAGCCAUGGACAUCAUCGAGUCAAUGGCAAUUGAGGAGCCCCUAUGUGCCAAAACCCUCGCACUUGAUACCGCCGAGAAGGAGAUACAGAAGAGGUUGUACCGAGAAAAGAACGGAAAGGAGCUGGGUUCAACUAACCAGGAUUGGUAUGAACGGCGAGGAUAUAGGCUGAUUCACAUGCAGCCUGGCCACUACUUGGAUGACGAAGAUCCUCCUGUCGAUGCUGUGUUUCUACGACGAGAUAUCACAUAG